CGGAGUAUAAAUGUUACACUCAAGGCGGGUUCCUUAAAAAUCAAUAUGGCUUCCAGAAGAACAACACAGAUGCCGAGUAGUAUAAAAAAUUCAGCUGCCGAUGCUAAAAGCUCCAAAAGUGGGAACACCGCAAACAAAACAACCAAGAAUGCAACAGGGAAGAAACCAACUGUUGUCCAGUCUCGGUAUAUGCAGACUCCUGAGAGGACAUUACCUAUAAAGAGUAAAUCACUGAACAGCGAUUCUGUGAGUGUUCUACAGAGACCCUCCUCUCCUAAACCCAGCGAGGUCAAACUAAAAGUGGGCACCCCUCCACGAUGCUCCAUGGGCCGUCCAGCUUUUGGAAUGUCGAAGAUGUCACGUGAAAGUGAGCCUUCACUGCUUGGAAAGACCAUCCUGCAGUCGACAUUCUCUGACGGACACUGUGGUCGCCCUGAUUUUGAUAUUUCAGUCAUUCGAGGUAAAACAAUAAUAGAAAAUGCAGAAGAUGCUGAGAAAAACCCAGAAAAUCAGAAGCAAAUAAUAGAGAUGCAAUCAUUCCUUCUUUGUUACCUCUCUGCGAAGAUGGCGAGUAAUACCGGAAAGCUCGAAGCCGAAGCUGAAGCCAGGUUACUGCAAAAGAUGGAGGACGAAGAGGUGCUGCAUAGAGAGGUGAUGAAGAAGAAGCGCGAGUACCUCCUCAUGCAGAAAGAACAACAGGCGAAUGAGCUUUUGGAUAUGCAGAUCUCUGCCCUGACUCCUGUGGCUGACAUUGCCCAACAGUUUACAAAGUCCUACAAUUCUUUUGCCUCUGCGGUCGACACAACCCGGCACGAGCUACCUGUCAAGAACUUGUACAUCGAUGGGGACAGGAGGGAGUUUCUUGACAAAGCUGAGGCCUGUUUGAAGGAGAGCGAGGAGCUUCUGAGGGAGUGCACAGAGGGAGAUGACAAGGAAAAUGGCGCCGUUCUUGAGUGCCUUCGAGGCAUAAAAAGUUCUUCAAAAGACAUGAGUCAGCAGUUAUCUGGGGCCUUUUCAGAGCUGCAGGAGCUGUCGUCACUGAUCUGCCGCCACAGAGUCCAAGUCCAGCAGGCUGCAGAAGAGGAGCAACUUGGUGUUGCCAGAUCCCUGGAGCUCUUCUGUCCUAAACGAUGACAAAUGUCUCACAGCAUGGGAUACAUACAGUACAUGCACUUUUAACCCUUAAACGUCUUACUUGGUGUAAUGUUUAUCUCCAUUUGUGUCUGCUUUUGUGUGUGCUGUCUGAACUACAGUGAGUGUAUGAUUAGCUGUUUUAGUCGUGGGGGAAUCGCACCCUGGAUGGUAAACACACAUAGUGUGGCUUUUUUAAAUACAUUGAAGACAAACAAUAAAGGAAAAACUAGUGUCGCAAACUCUCUAAAUCAAAUGCUUGGCUAAAUAAUGGUGUUAUCUAAACCAGAGGUGUGUAACCUUUACUAUUAAAAGAGCAUUUUGCCUCUUGCUCGUUUCCCAGCCCGCAUGUUGCUGGUUCAAUCCUCCAUCGUCCCAAGUUGAAGAGAUACUGCAAGAUCGUGAACCUCCAGUUGCUCCUGUCUUCAGUAUGUAAACGUAACGGUGUCAAAGCCUUUUGAGUACCUUGAAGGUAGAAAAAAGUGACGGUCCAUUUAAAGUAAUCUUUUAUUUUGAGUUUAUUUUAUGCCUGUGGAAGUUGCUGGCUGUCAUUAAUUACUUGUGAGAAGAGCAGUUCUGUAACUGAUGCCAGCUUCUGCUGCUGUGUGAAAGUAAGUUGGUAAACCUCACUGAUACUUUAAGCUCAAGCUUUCAGCUCGAUGCCGAGGGCUCCCAACUCUCAUUCGGUGGACUGUGGUUCAAGGCCUGGCCGUGUGCAGGAGCAGACCAGACUGGUUACAAUUGCAUUAUUUGAACAAUGUCUUUAUGUAGUUCACUUUUGAUUCAUUUUGAGUCUUUGUAGUUUAUUUCCGUUAUGGAUUUUGUUGUUUAUCACAUCAUCGCUCCUCCCGCUUUAGACCCUCUUGCCUAGCUUGAUGUUCACCACCAAAAGAAAAACUGAUUUGACAGAGUGAUGGUUCUUGCUGGGUCCUGUUGCCUUGCCUGCGUCAUUAGGAAAUAAGGGAAAAGUUCCAGAAAAAUAAGGCCCUUGCACCCCCACGCAACUUGGGGCCAAUGAGAGACGGCGAGAACGAGGAGUCACACACACACACACACACAGAAAUGAGGGGAAAAGGGAGGGGUUGUCACAUGGUCAUCCAUCCAUCCAUUUUCUAUGCCGUUUCUCCUCAUUAGGGCUGCGGAGGUAUGCUGGAGCCUAUCCCAGCUAACUUCGGGCAACAGGCGGGGUACACCCUGGACUGGUUGCCAGCCAAUGGCAGGGCACAUAUAGACAAACAAUCAUUCACACUCACAUUCAUACCUAUGGACAAUUUAGAGUCGCCAAUUAACCUAACAUGCAUGUUUUUGGAAUGUGGGAGGAAACCGGAGUACCCGGAGAAAACCGGUCACAUGGUUUAUGUGAAAUAUGACUUUAUUAUGAAAUAUGACUUUUGACCGUGAGGUCACCUCAUGGUUUCCAGAUGUCUGUUUAUGGUUUCCAGCUCUUUGACUCAGUCACGUGGUCUUGAUUUAUGAAAUAUGGCCUUUGAUGUAUGGACUGUGACCUUUCACCUUUAGGGUCAUAAAUUACAGUGGUGCGAAAAAGUGUUUGCCCCCUUCCUGAGUUUUUAUUUUUUUGCAUGUUUGUCACACUUACGUGGCUCAGAUCAUCAAACUAAUUAAAAUAUUAGUCAGUGACAACACAACUGAAUACAAAAUGCAGUUUUUAAGUGAAACUUUUUUAUUAUUAAGGGAGAAAAAAAUCCAAAACUACAUGACCCUGUGUGAAAAAGUGAUUGCCCCCUAAACCUAAUAACUGGUUGGGCCCCCCUUAGCAGCAACAACUGCAAUCAAGUGUUUGUGAUAACUUGCAAUGAGUCUCUUACAGCGCUGUGGAGGAAUUUGUCCCACUCAUCUUUGCAGAAUUGUUGUCAUUCAGCCACAUUGGAGGGUUUUUUUAGCAUGAUCCGCUUUUUUAAGGUCAUGCCACAGCAUCUCAAUAGGAUUCAGGUCAGGACUUUGACUAGGCCACCCCAAAGUCUUCAUUUUGUUUUUCUUCAGCCAUUCAGAGGUAGACUUGCUGGUGUGUUUUGGAUCAUUGUCCUGCUGCAGAACCCAACUUGGUUUCAGCUUGAGGUCACCAACAGAUGGCCGACAUUCUCAUUAAUUUUUGGUAGGCAGCAGAAUUCAUGGUUCCAUUUAUCAUAGCAAGUCUUUCAGGCCCUGAAGCAGCAAAACAGCCCCAGACCAUCACACUACCACCACCAUAUUUUACUGUUGGUAUGAUGUUCCUUUUCUGAAAUGCGGCAUUACUUUUACACCAGAUGUAAUGGGACACCCACCUUCCAAAAAGUUCAACUUUUGUCUCAUCAGAUCACAGAGUAUUUUCCCAAAGGUCUUGGGGAUCAUCAAGACUUUUUCUGGCAAAAUUGAGAUGAGUCUUAAUGUUCUUUUUGUUCAGCAGUGGUUUUGGUCUUGGAACUCUGCCAUGCAGGCCGUUUUUGCCCAGUGCCUUUCUUAUGGUGGAGUCAUGAACACUGACCUUAACUGAGGCAAGUGAGGCCUGCAGUUCUUUGGAUGUUGUUGUGGGGUCUUUUGUGACCUCUUGCUGCGCUCUUGGGGUAACUUUAGUUGGCCGGCCACUCCUGGGAAGGUUCACCACUGUUUCUUGUUUUCGCCAUUUGUGAAUGAUGGCUCUCACUGUGGUUCGCUGGAGUCCCAACACCUUAGAAAUGCCUUUAUAACCUUUUCCAGAUUGAUAGAUCUCAAUAAAUCUCAGGUAUGUUUUAACUGUUAUGUUUUCUACUUAUUUUGUAUAAAUCUUUUUAAAGUAUAUUUAGAGCUUUGUCUUAAAUACAAAGCUUUGUGUAUUUUUUAUUUAGUAGAAGUUUUUAAAGUAAAGUACAUGUGAAAGCUUUGUAUAUUUAAUUAUUUUGGAGAACGUUUCUUAACAUAAAGCAGCUUUGUUUUUAAAUACAAAGUUUGUGUUAUUAUUGGUUGUUUCAGCCUUUUGCUCUAUUUCUUUUUAACCAUUUUUUGCUGUUUUUUCAAUUUUAUUUUGUUUCCGCAGCUCCCCUACUUUUGUGGCUCUUCGUCCGGUUCGGGCGUGUGGUGUCGGCUCUAUGAGCAUACUACAACUCUAUUUGGCUCGUUGUCGUGGGCGAGCGAUGGUGGUUGAGAAGAGAGGGGCUGCGGUCAAUGCAUUACAACAGUCAGCGCUAGUAAGCAAGAUAUUUUUGGAGGUGCACGUCUACGGGGUUAUAUUUCUGCCUUAAUUUUGAGGUAGAAAAAGCAGAUUUUGAUUGUAUUAACGUGUAUUAAAUACUGUUGUGUGUGUAGGCACAUUGCUGUGCUCUGUCGCUCCCUCUCUCUUUCUCUCAACCUCUGCAUGCUUGCGAGGCAAGCUGGUGUACGUGUACGGGUUUUGGGGACUGGGCUGCUGGUUGGACCUUACGGGUUGCAUACGGGCGUGUUCAGUGGUCAAAAUGCAUGCCUCUUGGUCACACUCCGGGAGGGGAGGGUACCAAUGCAAUACAUUUUUUUUUCUAAUAUUCUCAAGUCCCAAAGAUGAACUGGUGGCUUGCGAUCUACGGGUUGGUGACCCCCCCCGUAUAACAUGUUAUCAUGAAUGUGCCUGCUACCACAUGGUCACAGCAUGUAUAUAAAACCAUAGAACCUUGUUGGACAGUUUAUAGAGGUGUUUUAAUAGAGGGCUUCAUCGGCGGAAUAGGUGAAUCCCAUUACAUUGCAUUAUUAGCUGUUUUGUGCGAGCAGUUUUUCGAUAUUUAGAAUGCGCAGAAAAGAGAACGACAUGUGUUGGAUCAAGGAUUGUGGAUGAUGGGCAAAAUUCCCCAAAAAUUCAACUGAAUUCCAUCGUGUUUCUCACCUCAAUAAGACAGGUGAAAAAACACUAUGGAACUGAAUUGAAUUCAAGAAAUAAGUCAUGGCAAAACAGUAAGGUGGUGUCAGUGUGGUGUCUCGCUGCCACAUUGUGUCUUUGGGAACAUUCACAUGAAGGUAAAAGUAAAUGUUCACGUAUCCCUUUUAUUCAUCAUUAAUAUGCAUUUGGAAUUGUUUACUGCAUAUAAAAAUAUAAUUGUAAAACUAUAAAAAUGUGUUUUUAUGAUAACAUUUUUGGCUUUCUGGAACGGAUUAAUUGGUUUUGCAUUAUGUCUUAUGGGAAAAAUUCAGUCAGGGUCCGUUUUUGUUUUGUUUUGCGUACCUUCUGGAAUGAAUUCAUGGCGCUAACCAAAGUUCCACUGUAUUUUGUCCUGUGGUUGUCACCAUCCGUGAGUUAGCAUGUGUGACAGUUUUGUUUGUUUCCUCUCUUAUGCCUUAGUCCUUGUUUUAAUGCUCUUAUUUUGGUAGCUCUUCCUGUUUUGCCUGAUUUGUGUCCACCUGCUUUGCUUUUUCCUUUAUCACUUUAGUCCAGGUGUGUGCAUAUUAGUUUGUUGUUGCAUUGUUUGUUGUAGCUUGCCACGCUACUGCAAUUCGGUCUUUGCUGGU
Molecule: messenger RNA, 5577 nt
Organism: Dunckerocampus dactyliophorus (ringed pipefish)
Lineage: Eukaryota; Metazoa; Chordata; Actinopteri; Syngnathiformes; Syngnathidae
Gene: haus8
Product: HAUS augmin like complex subunit 8
Exons: 10
Coding region: 46-1134 (362 amino acids)
Source: RefSeq, a predicted model, not a curated record